Cryptococcus wingfieldii CBS 7118 is the source of this 1245-nucleotide messenger RNA. RefSeq lists its product as hypothetical. The coding region runs from base 1 to 1245 and encodes 414 amino acids. Gene Ontology annotation, cellular component: Arp2/3 protein complex; actin cytoskeleton. NCBI's taxonomy places the organism in Eukaryota, Fungi, Basidiomycota, Tremellomycetes, Tremellales, Cryptococcaceae. The transcript has 4 exons. The record is from RefSeq and is a predicted model, not a curated record. Gene Ontology annotation, biological process: Arp2/3 complex-mediated actin nucleation. Gene Ontology annotation, molecular function: actin filament binding.
AUGUCUGCCCCCGAAGUAUUCCAGCUCUCCUUGGGACCCCUCACAGGUGUCGCCUUUAGCCCCGACAGAACCCAGGUGGCUGUCUCUCCCAACUCCAACGAAGUACACAUCUAUGAGAAGAAGGGCUCCGAGUGGGAACUGAAGGAUGUGCUUGCCGAGCACGACAAGCUCAUCACUGCCAUCUCCUGGGCUCCCAACUCAAACCGCAUCGUCACAUGUUCUCAGGACAGAAACGCUUACGUCUGGACUCCUACUGCAAUUGGAUGGAAGCCUGCCCUUGUCCUUCUCCGUAUCAGCCGGGCGGCCACUUGCGUCAAAUGGUCACCCAAGGAGGACAAGUUUGCCGUCGGCAGUGGCGCGAGGACUAUCGCCGUGUGUUACUUUGACCAAGAAGACAACUGGUGGGUAUCCAAGCAUGUCAAGAAGCCCCUCAGAAGUACCGUGCUCUCGCUCGACUGGCACCCCAACAAUGUGCUUCUGGCGGCAGGUACGGCAGAGUCCAAGGCCUAUGUCUUUUCUGCCUACAUCAAGGGCCUGGACGCCAAGCCUCAGCCCACGGUCUGGGGCGAGCGAUUGCCAUUUGGCACCAUCUGCGGCGAGUUCAAGUCGUCUGAUGGUGGCUGGGUGCACAACGUCGCAUUCUCUCCCUCUGGUGACACUCUUGCCUUUGUUGCCCAUGAUGCUUCCAUCUCGGUUGUCUAUCCUUCCUCUCCUGGCUCUCCUCCCUCCGCACAUGUCGUGCUUCGUCUCCCCUCGCUGCCUUUCACGGUCUUGACCUUUACUAGCGAGUCCACCCUCAUUGCGGCGGGACACGACUGCCAGCCCAUGGUUUUCACCGGCUCCCCCGAAGGAUGGGCCUUCUCUCAUUCACUCGACGACCCCUCUUCGGGCGGUUCCCGACCCCUCACUCCCAGCGGGACUGGCUCUCGCUCUGGUGGUGUCGGCCGACUCGGCAACAAUGAGGCCUUCAACCUCUUCAAGGCAGCCGACUCAAAGGGCCAACGUGGCCCCGCUUCUCCUGGUGCUCCCACAAGCGCUGGCUUGACCCUUGUUGGCAGCGACGGGCUGCUCACCACUGUGCACCAGAACACCAUCACUUGGCUAGAUGCGUACGAGUGGGCAGCCAACGGGGAUGUCGCAAAGGUCAGCACUGCAGGCAAGGACGGGCGAUUGGUAGUGUGGCCUGUCACAGCCAAGGGUGGUGCCGGUGGAUUGGCAGGGAGGAUGGGUGGGUUGCAAGUCUAG